CAGAUUGGAUGUGAGUGGAGGAGCAGUUACCUCCAUAGUGAGAGUGUCGCCAACCACUGGAUUGUUAAACUACACGAUAAGAAAAAGGAAGAGAAGAAGAAGGAGAUACUCGGGAGGAAAACUUUUGGAGGAAGCUAUUGUUCUUCUAUUUUUAUUUCCCAGGUACAGGUUGAAGCGGUGCCGCCGGUCCAGCAGCGAGCAGUAUGCAUUCAGACUGCAGGCUGCUAUGGGCAGAGCGGUAAUGGUGGGCAGGGGACCGACAGGGGCCGCCGGGGGUCUCGUCCUGUCCGUCCUCCUCAUCCUCACCACGGAGGGCUGCCGAGCGCAGAAAGGUGAUGGCUGUGGCCCCAGUGUGCUCGGUCCGAGCAGCGGGACUCUGUCGUCUCUGGGUUACCCGAGGACGUACCCCAACAACACGGUGUGCGAGUGGGAGAUCAGCGUGCCUCGUGGCAAGAGGAUCCACUUCCGCUUCGCCUCGUUGGACAUAGAAGACAGCGACUGCCAGGUCAACUACCUCCGCCUCUACAACGGCAUCGGACCAGAGAGGAGCGAGAUUGUGAAGUACUGCGGUUUGGGUCUGAAGGUUAAAGAGCUGAUCGAGUCCACUGGCAACCAGGUCACUGUCCAGUUCAUGAGUGGGACCCACCACACCGGACAUGGAUUCUACCUGUCCUACUCCACCACUGAACAUGCAGAUCUAAUCACCUGUCUGGACAAAGGAAGUGAUUUCCCCCAGGCAGAGUUCAGUAAAUACUGUCCAGCGGGCUGCUUGACAUCUACAGAGGAGAUUUCUGGAACUGUACCUAACGGCUAUAGAGAGUCCUCCCCUCUGUGUGUGGCAGCCGUCCAUGCAGGUGUGGUGUCCAACGCUGUGGGAGGGAGGAUCAGUGUGGUCAGCAGCAAAGGCAUCCCUCACUACGAGGGCACACUGGCUAACAAUGUCACUUCCACUGGAGGAACUUUGUCAAACAGCCUCUUCACCUUCAGGACCAACGGCUGCUAUGGGACUCUGGGUUUGGAGUCUGGUGUUGUUGCAGACACUCAGCUCAACGCUUCGUCGGUGUGGGAGUGGAACGUCAUCACCGGUCAGCGCAACGUGUGGUCGCCGUCAGGGGCCCGGCUCAAAAAGACUGGGUUACCCUGGGCGCCAUCCCAGAGCGACCAGCAGCAGUGGCUACAGGUGGAUCUGAAGAGAGAGAAGAGGAUCACAGGUAUCACCACCACAGGUUCUACCCUGAGAGAGUACCAGUACUACGUCUCAGCCUACCGGAUCCUGUACAGUAGCGAUGGUAAACAGUGGUACAGCUACAGGGAAGCAAAUUCUACACAGGACAAGGUUUUCCAAGGCAACAUCAACUACCUGCAUGAGGUGAGGAAUAACUUCAUCCCUCCGGUUGAGGCCAGAUAUGUGAGGGUAAAUCCCACCUCAUGGCACCAGAGAAUUGCGCUCAAGCUGGAGCUGCUUGGCUGCCAAGUUCCUUCAGCGAGGCGGACAGACCUGGUGCCCAGGAUGUUUUCCCCCUCUCAUUACCCUCCACGUCCUGCGGGUACAAAACGGCCGCCUCGACUCGGCCAAACAACGCACACCCCGGACAUCAGAAACACCACCAUGCCUCCCCACACUGGUAAAGAUGUGGCGCUGGCAGCAGUUCUGGUUCCUGUGUUGGUCAUGGUCCUCACUGCUCUCAUCUUGAUUGUGGUUUGUGCUUGGCACUGGAGGAACAGGAAAAAGAGCUCUGAAGGGACGUAUGAUCUUCCUCACUGGGAUCGCACAGACUGGUGGAAAAGCAUGAAGCAGCUGCUCCCUUCCAAGAUGGUGGAGACGGAGGAUUCGGUUCGGUACAGCAGCAGCGAAGUUGGCCGGCUGACGGGGAGAGGGGCUGUCCCACGAUUACAUGCUGAACCUGCAGAAUAUGCCCAACCACUGGUGAGCGGUGUAACUACACUCGGUGCGCGGUCCACCUUUAAACCAGAUGAGGGACCUGACCCUGGAUACUCAGAUCCAGACCUGUACGACGCUCCCAUCUCCCCAGACGUUUACCACGCCUACGCAGAACCGCUGCCAGCUUCAGGAUCUGAAUACGCUACGCCCAUCGUGGUCGACAUGGGUUGCCACCUAUCAGGGGGCUCUGCUUUGAACCAGCCCUCUACAGUGUGCAGUUUCAUGGGUGCCGGGCCUUCCUCGAUGCUCACACGGACAGACAGCGGCCAGUCGGGGAGGUUGGCGUACGAUACGCCUAAAAACGCCACUGGACAGGUGACGCCCACCGAGGAUCUGACCUACCAGGUGCCUCAGAGUAGCACUCAAAAGCCAGCAGGACAGAGCUGAAGAGUCGGGAUGAUCUGCCCCUCGUUGCCCAGAACAACCCAACGGACAAAGACAGAGGGUUGUAUGAGGAGGAGGUGUGAACCUGUGAGCCUCGGCUUGAGUCUUGAAUGAACACUACCUUAGCUUUAGAUUCAUCUGGAGAUGUCUGUAUCGCCUGAACAUUUCUGCAUGGCCACAAACUGCUGGUGUAGUGCCAUUACAGUCCUAUCACUGAAACCACAAAGAUGAAUGUGUUUGUGCCCGGCGCGAGAGUUCGGAGACGGAUGAGCGGGAAGGAGAAAGCUGACUACUAUUUGAUAAAGACUCUGUCCCUGUUCUGUGAUUCUUAGUAGGUCUUUCAUCCUGUGAAAACUGUGAUUUCCAUUCAGUUAAAUACUAAAGAAGGUUCAGCUGUAAUGUACCUGACGAUUCAUCAAAUCUAAGGGUUUUCUUACUGAAUUAACUGCAUGUUGCAUUAAGUACUCUACAUCUGAGAUCUAAGAGAAACUCGUUUCCACGGUACGUUAUUGUCUUACUUCGUUUAAACGCAUGACUUGAAAUUGUGGAUAGUUUUAGCAAAUUCCAUUACUGCAAUCCUGUUUAAACUCAAAUGAUUUACUGAUAUUUAUUUUUAUUUCACAUCCUGCUGAUGAGAGAUUUUUUUAGUGAUAAAUACCCCACUGCCCUCACUGACAGCAGGUCAAAGAACAGAGCUUUGCGCUGUUGUGAACGAUAAAGUCGUUUUUGAUAAAUCCUGUCAGACAUUUCAACUUGAAGAGGCUCAUGGUGAGAAUCGAUCCAGUGAAAUUCCCUUUUUUUUUUAUAGUAUUGGAGACCAAAUGUUGCCUUUUCUGUUGAUUCACAUCAGAUCUGACUUUCACAAUUGUGCCAAGUUUUGCCAAAUAACCAUAAAAAGAAGUCUUAAGUUAGAUGAUGUGUCCUUCAAACUAAAGGUACUGCGAGAAGAGGUAGUAAAUAUGUUACAGCUGUGAUCGUUUCAUAGUUUGUGUGUUGAUUUUUGUAGUGAUUGUCUGGUGUUGAUGUGGGUGUUUGAUCUGGGUUCCCUCCUUGUAUCUAUGUGCAUCGGUGUCUGGAAGUCGUUUCCAUAUUUCGGCCUUGUGUGUGUGUGUGUGUGUGUGUUGUUUGGACUGUGUAUGACGUGGCUUCAGGGUGUAGUAGAACGUCGUCUGUAGCACCAGUAGACUGCAUUCCUCUCCUGUCCAACCUGUGGUACUGAUCCGACCAAACGCUCGGCGGUCGGGAGAUGCAGAUGGAGGAGUAACGUACAAAACAAGCUGCUUUAUACCUUUUACAGAACGGCGACCUCACCUAAAGGGAAGGUGUUGUCUGAACAGCUGUGCCACUGUCAAGCUUCAAUUAAUGCUCAGUAACCAGAGUUGUGGUGCUUUGUGGUCACAGAGGGGUUGUGUUUAUGUGGCUCUCACUGAUUGUAUAUAGAGAAAUAAAGAGUUUUUAAAAGAUAAAA
Amphiprion ocellaris (clown anemonefish) is the source of this 3794-nucleotide messenger RNA. It is a transcript of the gene dcbld2, whose product is annotated as discoidin, CUB and LCCL domain containing 2. The record is from RefSeq and is a predicted model, not a curated record. Lineage: Eukaryota; Metazoa; Chordata; Actinopteri; Pomacentridae. The transcript has 15 exons. Bases 227 to 2329 code for a protein of 700 amino acids.